Molecule: messenger RNA, 2169 nt
Organism: Aspergillus ibericus CBS 121593
Lineage: Eukaryota; Fungi; Ascomycota; Eurotiomycetes; Eurotiales; Aspergillaceae
Product: patatin-like phospholipase domain-containing protein
Exons: 2
Coding region: 1-2169 (722 amino acids)
Biological process (GO): lipid metabolic process
Molecular function (GO): triacylglycerol lipase activity
Source: RefSeq, a predicted model, not a curated record
AUGAACUGGGCAGAGAAGCCACCGGCGGGUGAGGCUCACGAUCCCAGUACGAUACCGGAUUACGACCGCGACUUCCUCAAUCCCGACGACUUGCGCCAAUUCGAGAAUGCCUUGACGGACCAAGGGGCGUCACCGCUGGUUGCCCUCAACGACUGGCGCCCCAUCUACCAACGGGUCCGGAGAGGCCGUGGUCGCCGUAAAGGGCCUAGGCGAACCAAGGAUGAGACACGAGAAGGUGUGCUGUACACGGUUCUGAAGUGGCCCUUUCUGUUCACCGUCUUUGGCUGGAUCGCGGUCCUCGCCUUCGCCUACACCUUGACCCGCGUCUAUAUCUUCCUCUACGAGCAGUGGAUAACCUGGCGGGGCAGACGGCAAAGCCUGAGGCGACAGUUACACGCGCAGACGAAUUAUCGCGAUUGGCAGAAAGCCGCACAAGCCCUCGACGAUCACCUGGGGAACCAGAGGUGGAAGGAGAUUGACGAAUACGCCUACUACGAUCACCUCACGAUCAGCAAUCUGGUCGACCAGUUGAGGAAGGCUAGGAAUGAGGCUGAGCGGGAGAUACGCGUGGGACACACCCGCCCAGGCGAGGGGCCUGCGGCGGAGGAAUUAUGCACACUCUUGGAAGCGUGUGUCAAGAACAAUUUUGCCGGGGUGGAGAAUCCCCGGCUCUACAGUGAGGCAUACUCGGGUACCAAGAACCUGGUACAGAAAUACAUUGACGAGUUGCAUGCGUGCAUUCAAUUGGUUGCCGACUCGAAGGUGAUCAGCAGCGAAGACAAACUACAGCAUUUCAAGCAUUUGGACACCAAUUUUGGACGGACCGCCCUCUGCCUCUCGGGAGGAGCGACCUUUGCGUACUACCACUUUGGGGUGGUUCGAGCCCUUCUUGAUAACGAGAUUUUGCCCGAGAUCAUCACGGGGACAUCUGGAGGAGCGCUGGUCGCUGCAUUGGUUGCUACCAGAACGGACGAGGAGUUGAAGCAGCUACUCGUGCCGGCCCUGGCACAUCAGAUCAAGGCAUGCCAUGAGGGUUUCCUGGCUUGGGUACGGCGAUGGUGGCGGACCGGAGCGCGAUUCGACACUCUAGACUGGGCCCGACAAUGUAGCUGGUUCUGCAGAGGCUCGAUGACGUUCCGGGAGGCGUACGAACGAACCGGACGGAUCCUGAACGUGUCUUGUGUCCCGUCUGACCCUCACUCGCCUACUAUUCUGGCCAACUACCUCACCUCCCCUAAUUGCGUGAUUUGGAGCGCGGUGCUCGCUUCUGCGGCAGUCCCUGGCAUUCUGAAUCCCGUCGUUUUGAUGACGAAGAAACGCGACGGCACCCUUGCGCCGUACUCUUUCGGGCAUAAGUGGAAGGAUGGCAGCCUGCGCACUGACAUUCCAAUCAAGGCGUUGAACCUCCACUUUAACGUCAACUUUACCAUCGUUUCGCAGGUCAACCCUCACAUCAACCUCUUCUUCUUUAGCUCGCGAGGCGCGGUAGGCCGACCGGUCACCCACCGGAAAGGACGCGGCUGGCGUGGAGGAUUCCUCGGAUCCGCGAUAGAACAAUACAUCAAGCUAGACAUGAACAAAUGGCUCCGCGUGCUGCGACACCUGGAACUCCUUCCCCGUCCGAUGGGCCAAGACUGGAGCGAGAUCUGGCUGCAGAAGUUCAGCGGUACCGUCACCAUCUGGCCGAAGACGAUUCCGUCUGAUUUCUACCACAUCCUCUCCGAUCCCAGUCCAGAACGCCUGGCCCGGAUGCUGCGCGUGGGCCAGCAGAGUGCGUUUCCGAAGAUCCAGUUUAUCAAGAACCGACUCAAGAUCGAGAUCGCGGUGGUGCGCAGCUUACAGAAAUUCGCGCACGCCGGCGGCAGGGCGAUCUCACCGGCGCCGUCUCGCUGGCGCCAAAACGACGACCCCACUGAUCCCCUGUCCGAGCGUCUAGACCAUAACCUUCCGGAACGCCGAGUGGACUGCGCGGUCGGCGAGGAGUCGCAUUUACUGGACGGGGCGUUGUCAGAUCAUUCGUCCGGGGAGUCAGCGACGUCCCGAUUGCGGGUCCCGGAACCCCGUCGGGGGAGUACGGGGAGUAUUUUCGAGGAGAUGCGCCGUCAAUCUGCGGUGUUUUUCGACGAUAUGGACCUGUCGGGGGAAGACGAGACGGUUAGACCCGGAUGA